GUAACGUGCAUACACAGACACAGGCACAGGAAGAAUAGGAUUACGUAUCAGGUGAUACGCAGCGAUCCCCUGUCAUUCAGCAAGUGUCAAGUUGCAAAGUGCAUUUCAUGCGAGUUUUAUCAGUGUCAAAAUUUCGUCGAGUGCGUUGAAGAUCAGCUGAUAAUUUCGUUCGUAGGAAAUUGCAAUAACGUCAAAAUGGAUGCUGGAUUCUCGUCUUAUCACAAUGGUGGUCCUGCUCGAGAGCAAGAUUUUGGCAAGCUGUCCCAAACUAUUGGUACUUCAAUAUUAAAGAUAUCGCAGAAUGUGUCUUCCAUGCAGAAGAUGGUCAAUCAGUUGGGUAGCUCCACUGAUUCUCAAGAACUCAGGAAUCAGCUGCAUCAGAUACAACACUAUACACAGCAACUGGCGAAGGAUACUAGCGUCCAUCUUCGAGAUUUAGCUGUAUUAGCAAAUAACUCAGGCUCUACGAGUCCUGGAGAACAAAGGCAGCGAAAGAUGCAAAGAGAACGUCUUCAAGAUGAAUUUACAAGUGCUUUGAAUUCUUUCCAAGCUGUACAAAGGCUGGCUGCAUCAAAGGAGAAAGAAAUAGUCAGAAGGGCUAAGGCUAGCGCAGGCAUUGCACCAUUUGGGGAAAAGAAACAGGAGACACUUAUAGAGUUACAAGACAGUAGAACGUAUACAAAUGAUCAUCAAAAACUGCAACAGGAGCAAAUGCAGGAACAAAUGAAUCUACGAAUGUUGGAAGAGCAAGAGGCUAGUAUAAGACAGUUGGAGAGUAACAUUAGCGAUAUUAAUCAAAUAUUCAAAGAUCUUGGAGCUUUAGUAUAUGAUCAAGGAGAGGUUAUAGAUUCUAUAGAAGCUUCAGUUGAAAGAACUGAAGUAUCUGUCAGUGAAGGUGCUUCUCAAGUAAGGCAAGCGAGUAUGUACCAAACUAAAUUGCGUAAAAAGAAGUGUAUUCUCGUACUGAUAGCAGCAGUCGUAUUGGCCAUUUUGAUUGGAAUCAUCGUCUGGAAAAGCUAAAUAUACAUAAUACACACAUAUAUAUACAUAUAUAAAGUAAACAAUGUACAGCAUGGAGUAUAGCGCUAUAAAAGACUGCUGUCUGUGAACUACAGUUGCAGGAUAUUAGGCUGAUUGAAAAUUCUUAGCGACGUUCCUAUCUAAUCUUGCUUUACAAGUCCAAAAAAUAGCGAUCAUAAUAUCGGUGAUAUAUACCAAGAAAUCGUGUCUUACGAAUUGGAUUCUACUAAUUGUGUUAAUUAUAAAUGCAAGCUCCAAUUUACGAGUGGCUUUAAUGGCAUGUCUAAGAUUGCCACAGUCCAUUUAUACGUUUCAUUACU
Molecule: messenger RNA, 1340 nt
Organism: Nylanderia fulva
Lineage: Eukaryota; Metazoa; Arthropoda; Insecta; Hymenoptera; Formicidae
Gene: Syx7
Product: syntaxin 7
Biological process (GO): vesicle-mediated transport; vesicle fusion; intracellular protein transport
Cellular component (GO): membrane; synaptic vesicle; endomembrane system
Molecular function (GO): SNAP receptor activity; SNARE binding
Source: RefSeq, a predicted model, not a curated record